UGGAGCCUAGCAGGGAGGCCCCGUGUGCGCUACAGCCGGGACGGUGCUGAUACCAGGCCGCGCUGGAGGGGGAAGUGUCGGGACGCGCCCCCGAGGCUCUUCUGGGCUUUGCACGGGCCCCCAAGAAGCACGAGUAAUCACCAACGCGUGUUUGAAGGUGAUCAAGCUCCAGCUAUGGCAAAGGCAGUUUUCUGUGUCACUGAACGAGUAAUACAGCCCAGUGUGGCUAAGGACAGACCUGCCUGGCUCUCUGAGCAUGGUAGUGACAAGUUGUGGCUACUCAACAUCUCUUUCCCAGCCACUGGCUGCCAGAAGCUCAUUGAAGUGGAUGAUGAGCGCAAGCUGAGAACAUUCUAUGAGAAGCGGAUGGCCACGGAGGUUGCAGCUGAUUCUCUUGGUGAGGAGUGGAAGGGCUAUGUUGUCCGGAUCAGUGGUGGCAACGACAAACAAGGCUUCCCUAUGAAGCAAGGUGUCCUGACUCAUGGACGUGUCCGCCUUCUGCUCAGCAAGGGCCACUCCUGCUAUCGCCCCAGAAGAACUGGAGAGAGAAAACGCAAAUCUGUUCGCGGUUGCAUUGUUGAUGCCAACCUGAGUGUUCUGAACUUGGUCAUAGUGAAAAAGGGUGAAAAGGAUAUUCCUGGGCUGACAGACACAACUGUGCCCCGCCGUCUUGGUCCCAAGAGGGCUAGCAGAAUCCGCAAGCUGUUCAACCUGUCUAAGGAGGAUGAUGUUCGUCAGUAUGUUGUGAGGAAGCCUCUGAACAAAGAGGGCAAGAAACCAAGAACCAAGGCUCCUAAGAUCCAGCGACUAGUGACCCCUCGAGUUCUGCAACAUAAGCGCAGACGUAUUGCUCUGAAGAAGCAGCGCACUCAAAAGAAUAAGGAGGAGGCAGCAGAAUACGCGAAGCUCUUGGCCAAGAGAAUGAAGGAAGCCAAGGAGAAACGCCAGGAGCAGAUUGCGAAGAGACGCCGGCUUUCUUCAUUGAGAGCUUCUACGUCUAAGUCUGAGUCAAGUCAGAAGUAAAGAUGUACCUGAUACUAAAAAUAAACCCUUUUUGUGGUUAACUUUCAGUAUGAGACUUUCCAGUGCAUGUUGUUACUGGCCAUCUCUUACACAGUAGUCAAGACUAA
Pelecanus crispus (Dalmatian pelican) is the source of this 1130-nucleotide messenger RNA. NCBI's taxonomy places the organism in Eukaryota, Metazoa, Chordata, Aves, Pelecaniformes, Pelecanidae. The record is from RefSeq and is a predicted model, not a curated record.